CAUCAACAAGCAUCAAGAAGAAAAUCAUUCACUGAAUCUUCAGAGCAUUGAGUGUGUUCAAGAGCAAGAGGAAAAUGAAGUCUGCUGCAGUUAUUGUUGUCUUUGCUGGUCUACUUAUUGUUUAUGUACAAGGACAGGCCAGGACAAGUUCAUCGAGGUGUUUGUGUCAGGGUCCUCUGGCCAAUGUAGUUCGUCUACAACGUAUUGACAAGAUAGAAUUUUAUCCUGUUAGUGCAUCUUGUGAAAAUGCAGAAAUCAUUGUCACUCUGAAGAACGGUGCAGGGAAAAAAUGUUUGAAUCCAAAAUCUGAAUUUACUCAGAAAUACAUCAGUGCAAUGUUAGAAAAAAGAAGUGCUGAGUAAAUGUCUGACAUUACUGAACAGAAAUGAAAAACGAGAACACGGGAAGCUCGCACAAAAUAUUGUAAAUGUUGUAAGAUAUGUAAUUAUGUACAAUUAUGUAUAAUUUCAUAAUGUUUUUUAUAUAUGAUAAGAUAUGUUCACUAAUUAAUUUAUUGAAGAUACUUUUGUAUAUUGCUCAAUGUAAAAUGUUUUUAUAAAAACAUAUUGCUUUUGUAUACUUAGAGUACAGUACUAAAUUAUAAUAAAGUGUUUUAAAUGUUU
Clarias gariepinus (North African catfish) is the source of this 623-nucleotide messenger RNA. Its product is annotated as C-X-C motif chemokine 11-6-like. The record is from RefSeq and is a predicted model, not a curated record. Gene Ontology annotation, molecular function: CXCR chemokine receptor binding; chemokine activity. Gene Ontology annotation, biological process: antimicrobial humoral immune response mediated by antimicrobial peptide; inflammatory response; chemokine-mediated signaling pathway. Gene Ontology annotation, cellular component: extracellular region. The transcript has 4 exons. Bases 75 to 362 code for a protein of 95 amino acids. NCBI's taxonomy places the organism in Eukaryota, Metazoa, Chordata, Actinopteri, Siluriformes, Clariidae.